This is a messenger RNA of Equus quagga, 5112 nucleotides long. RefSeq names its product ATP binding cassette subfamily C member 3 (gene ABCC3). The transcript has 31 exons. Bases 77 to 4672 code for a protein of 1531 amino acids. NCBI's taxonomy places the organism in Eukaryota, Metazoa, Chordata, Mammalia, Perissodactyla, Equidae. Gene Ontology annotation, molecular function: ATP hydrolysis activity; ATP binding; ABC-type transporter activity. The record is from RefSeq and is a predicted model, not a curated record. Gene Ontology annotation, biological process: transmembrane transport. Gene Ontology annotation, cellular component: membrane.
UCCGGGCGGUCGCUCGGCUUGUCUCGGGCUGGGUAGCCGACCGCGCCUGCCUUCCUCGCCGCCGCGCUUCGGCCCCAUGGACGCCCUGUGCGGCUCCGGGGAGCUCAGCUCCAAGUUCUGGGACUCCAAUCUGUCCAUGCACACAGACAACCCGGACCUCACUCCCUGCUUCCAGAACUCCCUGCUGGCCUGGGUCCCCUGCAUCUACCUGUGGGCCACCCUCCCCUGCUACCUGUUCUACCUGAGGCACCACGGUCAAGGCUACAUCAUCCUCUCCCACCUCUCCAAGCUCAAGACGGCCUUGGGCGUCCUGUUGUGGUGUGUCUCCUGGACUGACCUCUUCUACUCCUUCCAUGGCCUGAUCCACGGCCGGGCCCCUGCCCCUGUCUUCUUUGUCACCCCCUUGGUGGUGGGGGUCACCAUGCUGCUGGCCACCCUGCUGAUCCAGUACGAGCGGCUGCGCGGGGUGCAGUCCUCGGGGGUCCUCAUCAUCUUCUGGUUCCUGUGUAUGGUCUGCGGCAUCAUCCCUUUCCGCUCCAAGAUCCUCUCUGUCCUGGCCAAGGGCAAGGUCGAAGACCCCUUCCGCUUCACCACCUUCUACGUCCACUUCGCCCUGGUGCUCUUUGCCCUCGUCCUGUCCUGCUUCAGGGAAAAGCCGCCACUUUUCUCCCCAAAAGAUGCCGACCCUAACCCCUGCCCAGAGGCCAGUGCUGGCUUCAUCUCCCGCCUGACUUUCUGGUGGUUCACAAAGAUGGCCAUCCGCGGGUACCGGCGCCCCCUGCAGGAUCGAGACCUCUGGUCCCUGAACAAGGAGGACCGCUCCCAGAUGGUGGUGGAGAGGCUGUUCAAGGCAUGGAAGAAGCAGCAGAAGAGGGCAGCAGGGACCAGACACCAGCCUGAGGCGGCAUCUGGGAAGAGAGUCUCCGGUGAGGAUGAAGUGCUGCUGGGGGCCCGGCCCAGGUCCCCGGAGCCCUCCUUCCUGAAGACCCUGAUAGCCACCUUUGCGCCCAGCUUACUCAUCAGCAUCUGCUUCAAACUGAUCCAGGACCUGCUCGCCUUUGUCAAUCCGCAGCUGCUCAGCGUCCUGAUCAGGUUUAUUUCAAACCCCACGGCCCCCACCUGGUGGGGCUUCCUAGUGGCCGGGCUGAUGUUCGUGUGCUCCAUAAUGCAGACUCUGAUCCUACACCAGUAUUUCCAGUGCAUCUUUGUAAUGGCGUUGAGGAUUCGCACGGGGGUUGUGGGUAUCAUCUACAGGAAGGCUCUGGUCAUCACCAAUUCAGUCAAACGUGAGUCCACUGUGGGAGAAAUUGUCAACCUCAUGUCGGUGGACGCCCAGCGCCUCAUGGAAGUUGCUCCCUUCCUCAACCUGCUAUGGUCAGCACCCUUGCAGAUCUUCCUGGCAAUCUACUUCCUCUGGCAGAACCUGGGUCCCUCCGUCCUGGCUGGAGUCGCUCUUAUGGUCUUGCUGAUCCCACUCAAUGCAGCUGUGGCCAUGAAGAUCCGUACUUUCCAGGUAAAGCAAAUGAAGUUCAAGGACUCACGCACCAAGCUGAUGAACGAGAUCCUGAGUGGCAUCAAGGUGCUGAAGCUGUAUGCCUGGGAGCCCAGCUUCCUGAAACAGGUGGAGGGCAUCCGGCAGAACGAACUCCAGCUGCUGCGCCAGGCUGCCUACUUCCACGCCGUGUCUACCUUCAUCUGGACCUGCACCCCUUUCCUGGUGACCCUGAUCACCCUCGGGACGUACGUGACUGUGGAUUCAAACAACGUGCUGGACGCUGAGAAGGCCUUUGUGUCCAUAUCUCUGUUUAAUAUCUUAAAGAUGCCCCUCAACAUGCUUCCCCAGUUAAUCAGCCUCAUGGCCCAGACCAGCGUGUCUCUGAAACGGAUCCAACAUUUCCUGAGCCAAGAUGAGCUUGACUUCGAGUGUGUGGAAAGAAAGACCAUCGCCCCAGGCCAUGCCAUCACCAUACAUAACGGCACCUUCACUUGGGCCCAGGACCUGCCCCCCGUCCUGCACAGCUUAAACAUCCAAGUGCCAAAAGGGGCACUCGUGGCCGUGGUGGGGCCCGUAGGCUGUGGGAAGUCCUCCCUGGUGUCUGCCCUGCUGGGAGAGAUGGAGAAGCUGGAAGGCAAGGUGUAUAUGAAGGGCUCUGUGGCCUACGUGCCCCAGCAGGCGUGGAUCCAGAACUGCACUCUUCAGGAAAACGUGCUGUUUGGCCAAGCCCUGGACCCCAAGCGCUACCAACAGGCGCUGGAGACCUGUGCCCUGCUAGCCGACCUGGAGGUGCUGCCUGGCAGGGACCAGACAGAGAUUGGAGAGAAGGGCAUUAACCUGUCUGGGGGCCAGCGGCAGCGGGUCAGUAUGGCCCGAGCUGUUUACAGUGCUGCCGACAUUUUUUUGCUGGAUGACCCACUGUCAGCUGUGGACUCCCAUGUGGCCAAGCAUAUCUUUGACCAAGUCAUCGGGCCAGAGGGUGUGCUGGCAGGCAAGACGCGGGUGCUGGUGACGCAUGGCAUCAGCUUCCUGCCCCAGACAGACUUCAUCAUAGUGCUGGCUGACGGACGGGUGUCUGAGGUGGGCACCUACACAGCCCUGCUGCAGCGCAACGACUCCUUUGCCAACUUCCUCCGAAACUACACACUGGAUGACAAUGGGGAGCACCUGGAGGAGGACAGCAGGGCCGCUUUGGAGACUGUAGACGACGAGGAGAUGCUGCUGAUUGAAGACACGCUCAGCAGUCACACGGACAUGAUGGAGAAUGAGCCAGUCAUGUAUGAGGUCCAGAAGCAGUUUAUGAGACAGCUGAGUGCCAUGUCCUCGGAAGGGGAGGGCCAGGGUCGGCCUGUGUCCCGGAGACGUGUGGGUCCAGCAGAAAAGGUAGUGCCCGUAGCAGAGGCGAAGGCAAGCGGGGCGCUGAUCCAGGAGGAGAAGAUGGAGACAGGCACUGUGAAGCUGAGUGUGUUCUGGGAUUAUGCCAAGGCCAUGGGACUCUGUACAACACUGGUCGUCUGUCUGCUGUAUGCGGGUCAGAGUGCAGCUGCCAUUGGGGCCAACGUUUGGCUCAGCGCCUGGACUAACGAGGCCAUGGUGGACAGCCGCCAGAACAACACCUCCCUGAGGCUGGGUGUCUAUGCCACCUUGGGAAUUCUGCAAGGGUUCCUGGUGUUGCUGGCAGCCGUCACGAUGGUGGUGGGCAGCGUCCAAGCUGGGCGCUUGCUUCACCAGGCGCUGCUACACAACAAGAUGCGCUCACCACAGUCCUUCUUCGACACGACGCCCUCAGGCCGUAUCCUCAACCGCUUCUCCAAGGACAUCUAUGUCAUCGAUGAGGCUCUGUCUCCCGGCAUCCUCAUGCUGCUGGGUACCUUCUUCAAUGCACUCUCCAUCCUCGUGGUCGUCAUGACCAGCACACCGCUCUUCACGGUGGUCAUCCUGCCCCUGGCUGUCCUCUACAUCUUGGUGCAGCGCUUCUAUGCAGCCACAUCACGGCAACUGAAGCGUCUGGAAUCGGUCAGUCGCUCGCCCAUUUAUUCACGCUUUUCGGAGACGGUAACUGGCUCCAGCGUCAUCCGGGCUUAUGGCCGCAGCCAGGACUUCAUAGCCCUCAGUGAUGCUACAGUGGACACGAACCAGAGGAGCUGCUACGUCGAUAUCGCCUCCAACCGGUGGCUGGGGGUCCAUGUGGAGUUCACGGGGAACUGUAUUGUGCUCUUUGCUGCCCUCUUUGCUGUGAUUGGGAGAAGCAGCCUGAGUCCGGGGCUGGUGGGCCUUUCUGUGUCCUAUGCCCUACAGGUGACAUUUAUUCUGAACUGGAUGAUCCGAAUGAUGUCAGCCUUGGAGUCUAAUAUCGUGGCCGUGGAGAGAGUCAAGGAGUACUCCAAGACGGAGACGGAGGCUCCUUGGGUGGUGGAGGGCCGUCGCCCCCCCGCAGGCUGGCCCUCGCAGGGCGAGGUGGAGUUCCGCAACUACUCUGUGCGCUACCGGCCGGGCCUGGAGCUGGUGCUGAAGGACCUGAGUCUGCGCGUGCGCGGUGGUGAGAAGGUGGGGAUCGUCGGCCGCACUGGUGCUGGCAAAUCGUCCAUGACCCUCUCCCUGUUCCGCAUCCUGGAGGCCGCAGGGGGGGAAAUCCGCAUUGACGGCCUCAACGUGGCAGACAUAGGACUCCAUGACCUGCGUUCUCAGCUGACCAUCAUCCCCCAGGACCCCAUCCUCUUCUCGGGGACCCUGCGUAUGAACCUGGACCCCUCUGGCAGUUACUCAGAAGAAGACUUAUGGCGGGCCUUGGAACUGUCCCACCUGCACGCGUUCGUGAGCUCGCAGCCAGCGGGCCUGGACUUCGAGUGCUCCGAGGGUGGGGAGAAUCUCAGCGUGGGCCAGCGGCAGCUCGUGUGCCUGGCCCGAGCCCUGCUCCGCAAGAGCCGCAUCCUGGUUUUAGAUGAGGCCACGGCCGCCGUCGACCUGGAGACUGACGACCUCAUCCAGGCUACCAUCCGCACCCAGUUUGAGAGCUGCACGGUGCUGACCAUCGCACACCGGCUCAACACCAUCAUGGACUACAACAGGGUCCUGGUCCUGGACAAAGGGAUGGUAGCUGAGUUUGACUCUCCCGCCAACCUCAUUGCGGCCAGAGGAAUCUUCCACGGGAUGGCCAGAGACGCUGGACUUGCCUAAAUAUAUUCCUGGGAUUGCCUCCUGGCCCUUCCUGCCUUUCAUCAGUAAGGGCAAGGACACCAAAUCUGUCUGCAGAAUGGACCUGAUGGCCAGCGCUGGGGGCGUGUUAGAUUCUGCCCCUAGAAAGUGGCUCACAGGAUCACCGUCGCCACUGGCUUGAGGCAGAGCCCAGACCAGUCCCCCGUCUCCUAAUCCCCAGUGUCCUGUGAUUCCCACACUUCACCGUUCUCAAUCGUUUCAUGGAAUGACCUCUCUACCCCUUUUGAUUUUUCAUAUUUUCUACUCUGAAGUAUUUUUUUUUAAUAAAGCUUUUUCCUCCUGGAACAGAAGAUGGCUGGGUCAGGCUGUCCCUAGGAACUGAGUCCUGUACUCUGGAGUGCUGGCCUGAAUCCAUUAAAAAUGGAGCACUGAUGAAAUAAAGCUAUGUGGUCAACAGCUUA